AUGGCGGCGAAUGAACCGACACCGGGGCCUUCGAACGCGAAAAAGUGUAGGAAGAGUGACCAAUAUACUGACCAUGAGUUACUACGUGUGUUAGAAGAUAGUGAUGUAGAGUUCAGAGAGGACGAACCAGAUGAGGGUGACUGGCAUUUGGAGACUGCAGAAACAGACCACAGUGAUGACAGUGUGGAAGCAGAACUGUCCAGUAUGUUUCGUGACAGUUCGGAAUCGGACGAUACGGGCGACGAUGAUGAGGAAAUCGCCGACGAUAAAGAACCAGCGCUCGCAGAGAUGACGGGUGGUGAAGUUUCCAGCAUUUCGGGGAAUGUAGACGACAGGCCACAAAAUACUCUUGAAGCAUUUCCACCUUUACUCAGGAAAGACACUGUAGACAAUCCGGCUGGAAAAAGUAGUAUAACCACUAACAAGAGACGUCGAACUUGUGACGGCAGUAGCACAGAUGAAGAAGAUAUCAACCUAUCGCUGAAAGUUGUAGGUGACAUUCAGAAAACAGUACUGGAAACUGUUUCAGACAAUAUUGUCAGCAUAGAUUCGAACUCUGAGUCCAGUACAUCACUAGACAGAUCGAAUAUGCUAGCAUCACCUGAACAGGUCGAAGUGACAUCAGAGUCCCAUUCUGUAGCGCUGGACGCGCCAGUAGAUGGCAAUGCGCUGCUAUUGGUGACGCCACAACCCCGCGCUGCAGUACCCGUACGUCAAUCAAUGCAGACAGAUUCACUCGCAGAUGCAACUGAAAGCAAACAUGACGAGGUAGCGAGUGAUUGUCAGCAACAGGCGACGUCACAGCCAAAAUCCCAAGACGAAGAAGCGGAGUUUUACAACAACAACACACAAACAGUAAACGAAAGUGUUCAUAGAAGUGAUGGGGCAUUGGAAGAGUGUUUGCAAACUGAUUCUGCGCCGCCUUUGGCAGAUGAGAUGGUGGCACACGACUGCCCCUCAGAUCCACCGACACCGCUCUCGGUAGAAAACUGUUCAGGUGGUGGGCGGAGCAGACAUUCGGUGAAGGCUAGUGUCAAUGCAAACCGCAAGAAAAGUAAAAAGAAAGGUUCUAAUGCAAACCGUGACGGUGGUCUCCAGUCAGAUUCUCAGGAAGUAUCCGGCAUGGAGUGGCAUGAAAUGAUAGACUAG
Schistocerca piceifrons (Central American locust) is the source of this 1149-nucleotide messenger RNA. RefSeq names its product dentin sialophosphoprotein-like. The transcript has 2 exons. The coding region runs from base 1 to 1149 and encodes 382 amino acids. NCBI's taxonomy places the organism in Eukaryota, Metazoa, Arthropoda, Insecta, Orthoptera, Acrididae. The record is from RefSeq and is a predicted model, not a curated record.